AUGGAAUGUCCAAACAAUGUGGGAGAUGAUGAUUUGGAUGUUGAUGAUGAUGAUUCGAAUGUUGAUGAUGAUUCGGAUGUUGAUGAUGAUGAUGAUUCGAAUGUUGAUGAUGAUGAUGAUGAUGAUGAUGAUGAUGAUGAUGAUGAUGAUGAUGAUGAUGAUGAUGAUGAUGAUGAUGAUGAUGAUGAUGAUGAUGAUGAUGAUGAUGAUGAUGAUGAUGAUGAUGAUGAUGAUGAUGAUGAUGAUGAUGAUGAUGAUGAUGAUGAUGAUGAUGAUGAUGAUGAUGAUGAUGAUGAUGUGGAUCAUCAAAGCCUCCUUGGAAACAAAGAAAGAGGGCAUUACAAUGAACGUCAUCCAAUGCUAUGCGCCUACCAACGACUACGAUGA
Schistosoma rodhaini is the source of this 387-nucleotide messenger RNA. The record is from the annotation of a GenBank genome assembly. NCBI's taxonomy places the organism in Eukaryota, Metazoa, Platyhelminthes, Trematoda, Strigeidida, Schistosomatidae.